Molecule: messenger RNA, 1061 nt
Organism: Aphidius gifuensis
Lineage: Eukaryota; Metazoa; Arthropoda; Insecta; Hymenoptera; Braconidae
Gene: Tsp97E
Product: tetraspanin-13
Exons: 7
Coding region: 191-856 (221 amino acids)
Cellular component (GO): membrane
Source: RefSeq, a predicted model, not a curated record
CACACAUAUCGUCUUCACACACAGCUUGACAGCCACACAAAGUUGUUUAUCAACGUCAAAAUUAUCAGCCAGUGGUCUUACAUCGUUACCUUAUACAUUUAUUUUUAUUUUUUUUCCAAAUAAAAGACAAAAAAAAAAGCGAAAAAUUAACGAAAUCAGAAGAAAAAGGUCGAGUAAAACGGCCAGGAAAAUGUGUGGUGGAUUUACCUGCUCAAAAAAUGCAUUGACAGCAUUAAAUGUCCUCUACAUUGUCGUCGCUUUUAUAUUAAUUGGAGUUGCUGUUUAUGGAAGGGCAUCAGCAAUUGUUACAAAUUUACCAAUAAUUGGUGGUAUACUUGCUUGUGGUGUUGUAUUAAUUCUCAUAUCUGUUUUGGGAUUAAUUGGAGCUGUUAAACAUCAUCAAGUCUUGCUAUUUUUUUAUAUGCUGGUUCUUUUUUUGUUAUUCCUCGUUCAAUUUAGCAUUGCAUGUGCUUGUCUUGCUGUCAAUGAAAAACAACAAGAACAAUUAGCUGAACAGGGAUGGAAACGUGUUGGACCUGCUAUUAAAGCUGAAGUACAAACAACAUUUAUGUGUUGUGGAUUUAAUGACACAACUGUACCAAUGCCACCUGUUAUGGAUCAUCCAUCUUGCGAUAUUGUUAAUAUAAAAUGCUGCAGUGAUCCAAGAAAUGAUGCUUGUUUAAAUGGUGUUUGUAAACCAUGCAUGAAAAAACUUCAAUCAACAAUUAAUGAUGCAUUUAAAUUGUGUGGUGGUAUUGGAUUAUUUUUUAGCUUUACUGAGUUUGUUGGUGUAUGGUUGACGGUACGAUACAGGAACCAGAAAGAUCCAAGAGCUAAUCCUAGUGCUUUUCUCUAGUCUAACAUCAUCACCAUGUCAUCACCUCUAAGUAGAUGGUGAUUGCAGCAUUUUUGGCAAGACAUUAUCGAAAUCAAAUGGACCCUGAAAAAUUGGCAGAAAGGGCCAUGUUUCCACGUCGAAAUUAUGUCUAUUAAAUAUUUAAUUUUCAUAAAAAAAAAUACGUAAUAAUGCUUAACUCAUAAUUUAAUAAAAAAUAUAUUAU